AUCUUAAUUUCAGAUAAUAGUUGUGAAUGCUGUAAAGUUCUCUACGCAUACUAGAUUAUUCGCGAUUAUUUCUGUGUAUUUAAGAGGGGAGGAGUGUUAAAGCUUACGAUAAGUGGCCAGUUCACACAAACUCGAUAUCACCAAUAACAUCGAUCACCAAGAUACGGGUAAUAGAAUUAGACACAUAAUCAAUCGCAGGGAGAAACUCGUCUUAGCACAAGGGCUUUAUCAUCAAGGGUCUACGCGAGCAUACACAAGCAGCAAAAGGGUUGCGCAAUGGAAGUUCACCCGCUGGAAAACGCAAAACACCAAUCCCUUUAUCGGGAAACAAGCUCCAAUGGAGAGUCUUCGUUGCUGUACAGUACUCUCGACUCUCGGAACACGGAUUGGAGCAUCAUGGGAUCGCAUAGCUGUCAAUCAGACCCAGGAGUGUACGUCAAAUACCAGGUGGUUGGACCAAUGAGAGCUGGCAAAACAAGCCACAUGGCCCUGGCUGUCGAGAACGAUAUGACCUCAUCGACAGUAACUAUUGGUAACACGAAUCACCCGAGCCGUGGGUUCACCAUGAAUGAGCCGGAUGAUUACUUCGGUCCCGCCAUCUUGUCCACCAUGAUCUGCUGCCCUGUGUUAGGCGUGGUGGCGGUCACAUUCAGCAUCAAGGUGAUCCUCAGCUGCAAAAGACGGGAUUACGAGAGGGCGACAACUUUCUCCAAGUGCGCCAAGAUCUGGACCCUCGCCGCUAUCGUAGCUGGCUUUAUUACCAUCAUCUUCUGUGUGGUUUAUCUCAAGCUACUCAAAUGACGCUCAACGUGUUUAAAGCGCGAUUAUAUACUCUCUGACGCUUAAACUGUUACAAGCUCGCUCGUAUAUUCUCAAGUGUCGCACUAUCAUACCCGAAGUUAUUUAAAUGCGUUGUAUGUUGUUGUAUAUUUCUAAAAGGGGUAUAAUUCGUCUACUCUUGCUCAUCUCUACACAAGAGGUGGGGGGAGGGGUGAUGAUGGAUUGGUGUAAUAAAGCAAAGUAAAAUAGAACAUCCUAGAUAUAUUUAGAGCAACUACAACG
Nematostella vectensis (starlet sea anemone) is the source of this 1062-nucleotide messenger RNA. RefSeq lists its product as uncharacterized. Gene Ontology annotation, cellular component: membrane. The transcript has 5 exons. The record is from RefSeq and is a predicted model, not a curated record. NCBI's taxonomy places the organism in Eukaryota, Metazoa, Cnidaria, Anthozoa, Actiniaria, Edwardsiidae. The coding region runs from base 277 to 801 and encodes 174 amino acids.